UGUGAGAUCAAAACACAUUGCUUCGAUAGAAUUCGAUAUCCCCGAUACCUUCCACUGCGUCUAUCGCCUGUCCCAGCCAAUCAAUCUCCCCGUUGUCUCCCAUCCAGAGCGAUCGCCGAUUGCAGGCACUAGCCAGGAGUCAGUCAGGACAGGAAGCCAAGACAACCCUCGUUAUUAUUGCUUUCUUGCGGCUUGAUCCAUCUUUUCUGACUGGUACCUUACCUUACCCUACCUGGAUUACGUGCGGGAAGCCUAUCAGCCCUGACGUGCGAGAUCAUUCUCUCGCGCAGAGAUUUUCUUCUUUUCUUUCCCCUCUUUCAUUGUCCCCUUUUUCCGCGGCGCCUAGAGAUACAUAAAGAGAUCCCGCGAAUCGAUAAGGUAGCAAAACCACCAACUGCCAGGCGUCGCAACAAAUUAUUCGAGAGCCACAACAAUGAGCGAAGAAGUCAGUCACGGCCGUGGAGGAGCCGGGAACAUUAGCGUUGAUAACACACCGUACGGCGACGGCGAGGUUGUGCGCGAGGGAGUCGUCGGCGACCAUGGCGAUGGAGCCUUCAGCACUGGUCGCGGCGGGGUAGCCAACAUCGGGUCCCCCCACGUCAAAGCGACGGAGCGCAAAGACGAAAUCGCGAUCCCCGAGGUUGCGCUGCGACCUAGCAUGGAGGGCGAGAACUUCCACACCGGAAGAGGCGGAGAGGGGAAUGUGCAUAUUGGGUCGGAGCAAACGCGAAAGCACCCGGAAGGCCUGGCGGAUAAGCUGAAGAAGAUGCUGUUCAGGAAGAAGUCGUCCUCGUAGGAG
This is a messenger RNA of Amorphotheca resinae ATCC 22711, 799 nucleotides long. RefSeq lists its product as hypothetical. Lineage: Eukaryota; Fungi; Ascomycota; Leotiomycetes; Helotiales; Amorphothecaceae. The transcript has 3 exons. The record is from RefSeq and is a predicted model, not a curated record. The coding region runs from base 434 to 796 and encodes 120 amino acids.